AUGCGCCAUUCAUUUUCUGUAGCAGGUUUUGCUACCCAUAUGGAAAUGUAUCCCGGAUACCUUCCAGGCUCUGAAGUAAUAACGGCCGUAAUCCAAGUAAUCCUGGAUUUAGUGUUUGUGGAGAGCUUCGAUAACAUCUACCUUGACCUCUCGAAACAACCUGGAAAAUGCAAACUUGCGGAAAGCGGCUUGGGAUGGAAACCUUCUGGCGGAGGCGAAACAUUUACUCUCGAUAGCAGCAACGUCGGCGCAGCCCAAUGGAGCCGAGCUGCCAAGGGUUAUGAGUUAAAAAUCCUAUCGCGCUCUUCAGGAGUUAUUCAACUGGAUGGAUUUGAUCAAGAGGACUUUGAAAGAUUGACUAAGGCGUUCAAAAUCUGGUAUGGAAUCAACAUUGAGAAUAGGGAGCAUGCGCUCCGCGGGUGGAACUGGGGUAAAGCAGAGUUUACGAAGGCGGAGCUCAGUUUUAGCGUCCAAAAUCGGCCUGCAUUCGAGGUGCCCUACUCGGAAAUUUCUAACACGAAUCUUGCGGGAAAGAAUGAGGUCGCUGUUGAGUUCUCUCUGCCCGCUGGUAGCGAAUCUAAUGCCCAACCGGCUGGUAGCACAAAGAACAGGGGUAGGAAAGCGGCGGCAGGCCCAGAUGAGCUGGUCGAAAUGCGAUUUUACAUUCCAGGAACAGCCGUGAAAACAGAGAAAGGAAUCAAGGGGGAGGAUGGUGAGGAGAAUGGUGAAGGUGAAGAAGAGGGAGAAGGCGAAGAACAGAAUGCAGCCAACCUGUUCUACGAAACGCUUAUGGACAAGGCAGAGAUUGGAGAUGUGGCUGGUGAUACCUUUGCUACUUUCUUGGACGUUCUCCAUCUUACACCGAGAGGCCGCUUCGAUAUCGAUAUGUACGAGGCUUCCUUCCGGUUACGUGGCAAAACAUACGACUACAAAAUUCAAUAUGCAUCCAUCAAGAAAUUCUUUUUGCUUCCUAAGAAUGAUGACACACAUACGCUUAUUGUGUUGGGUCUUGACCCUCCCCUGCGCCAGGGUCAAACUCGUUAUCCGUUCUUAGUCAUGCAAUUGAAACUGGAUGAAGAGAUUAGCUUGGAGCUUAACAUGACAGAUGAAUCGUUGGAGACUCGCUAUAAGGACAAGCUAGAGGCUCGCUAUGAGGAGCCAAUCCAUCAAGUAGUUACAAAAAUCUUCCGUGGCCUGUCUGGCAAGAAAGUCAUUAUGCCGUCAAAAGAUUUUGUCAGCCAUCACGGUCAUAGCGGUGUCAAGUGUUCUAUCAAGGCUAACGAGGGCCUCUUGUACUUUUUGGACAAGAGUUUGAUCUUCGUUCCUAAGCCUGCCACGUAUAUCCCGAUUGAGAACAUUUCCGUCAUCACCAUGUCCCGUGUCGGUGGAGCCGUGUCAGCCAGCCGAACGUUCGAUAUAACGGUCAGCAUGAAGACCUCGGGAUCCCAUCAGUUCAGUAACAUAAACCGUGAGGAGCAGCAGCCCCUUGAGGAGUUCUUCAAGGCAAAGAACAUUCGAUUUAAGAAUGAAAUGACCGACGACACUUCGGCAAUCCUGAAAGCCGCACUUGACAAUGACGAUGUGGGGUCGAGCGAAGAUGAAGGCGUACGAGCUGACCGUGGUUCCGCUGAUGAGGACGAAGAGUCCAUUGACGAGGACUUCCAAGCUGAUUCGGAGUCGGAUGUUGCAGAAGAAUUCGACUCUGAACAUGAGAGCAGUGGGAGUGGAAGCGACGCCGAGAUGGAUGAUGCGUCCGAUGCCGGCGACGAUGAUGAUGUCGACAUGGAUGAGGAGGAACAGUCACGGCCGAAAAAGAAGUCGAAGGUUGGGAAAUAA
Messenger RNA from Aspergillus tanneri, 1836 nucleotides. RefSeq names its product FACT complex subunit POB3 (gene POB3). Gene Ontology annotation, cellular component: FACT complex; nucleus. The transcript has 8 exons. Gene Ontology annotation, molecular function: nucleosome binding; DNA binding; histone binding. The record is from RefSeq and is a predicted model, not a curated record. Lineage: Eukaryota; Fungi; Ascomycota; Eurotiomycetes; Eurotiales; Aspergillaceae. Bases 1 to 1836 code for a protein of 611 amino acids.